GCCGCCGCCGCUUGCCGGGUCUAUAGCCAUGUCACCAGCGGUUGCCUCUGCCUCAUCUGGCGACCGCAUACGAACCUACGAAGACUUCGUGCGGGUACACGCGUACCUGCUGGCCGCGGCGGGCAUCCCGCCGUCGCUGCACCGGAGGCUGUACCGCAAGCUCGCGGACGAGGUCUUCGACGGCGGGGAGGUCUUUGCCGUAGAGCCGUGCGAGGACGGGAGGCAGCGGCGCCUCGUGCUCACCGCCGAUCAGUCUCUAGGAAAAGAGUCCGAUGUCUUCCUCGUCGACCAUGCGUGGUCCUUCCGCCUCCCUGAUGCGCUCAAGCAGUUGAGGGAAGUACCAGGAUUGGCUGAAAGGAUGGCAGCAUUAAUGUGUGUCGAUUUGGACCGCAAGAUUGAAGCAGAUGAGCAGGAUGAUGACGAGAGUGGGAGCUUGGAGCAUGUAUCGCAAGUAGUCGAGAAAGAAAGGGCUAGAGUUCAGGAGAGAAGUGAUUCUACAGCUUGGCUGGAACUUGAAGAACUUGGAAUUGAUGAUGACAUGCUAGUAGCCUUGGAUCUAUCUGCAAAUUUUCCGAAUCUGGUAGCUCUGAACCUAUGGGGAAACAAGCUGCGGGAUCCAGAGAAAGUUAUGCAAGAAAUCAGGAAGUGCACAAAGCUAAAGGCACUUUGGUUGAACGAGAAUCCUGUUCUUGGCAAAAGUAUUGACAAAGCUGUUUUCGAUGGCCUCUCUGGAUUGGAAAUAUACAAUUCACAUUUUACAAGUAAAGCCGGAGAGUGGGCACUAGGUUUUUGCGCAGACAUUGUUGGAGCAGAUAAUCCCUGUUCUUCUGUGGAAAGCACAUUGUUUGGGAGCAUUGGGACUAUUGACCUUUCUGAUAGAUGCAUUCACAAGCUACCAGAGGUGUUCUCUCCUAGUAAAUUGCCAUCUCUGUCAAAAUUGAACAUUCGUGGUAAUCCUCUGGAUCAAAUUUCUGGCGAUGAUCUCUUAAAGCUAUUUGGUGGAUUCACUCAGUUACAAGAGUUGGAGGUUGACAUUCCUGGCCCUCUGGGAAACAGUGCAAUCUCCAUUCUUGAGUCUCUUCCUAAUUUAUCUUUGCUAAAUGGCGUGGAUUCCUCAAGCAUAAUAGAGAGUGGGAAGCAUAUAGUUGACUCUGCACUUGAACCACGGCUUCCAGAAUGGUCACCUGAAGAACCCCUUGCUGAAAGAGUUAUUGGCGCAAUGUGGUUGUAUCUUAUGACAUACCGGCUUGCUGAUGAUGAAAAGAUUGACGAAACACCUGUUUGGUAUGUCAUGGACGAGUUGGGCUCAGCCAUGCGCCACAGUGAUAAUGCAAACUUCAGAAUAGCUCCAUUCUUGUUCAUGCCAGAAGGGAAACUGCACACUGCUAUAAGUUACACAAUUCUGUGGCCCACUCAUGAUGUUCAUACUGGAGAAGAGUGUACCCGGGAUUUCUUGUUUGGUAUUGGUGAGGAUAAACAGCGUUCAGCUAGGCUUACAGCUUGGUUCCGCACACCUGAGAACUACUUUAUUCAGGAAUUCAGGAGGUACCAGGAACAGCUUCAAUCAAAUAGCAUUUGUUCUUCGACAAAAAUAGAAGAGACACAGACACCCUCAACCAAAAGUGUACGCUCAAGGGAUGGUCGCGUCCUUCGAGUAUAUACUGACAUACCUCAUGUAGAGGAGUUUUUAACACGGCCAGAAUUUGUUCUCACGACUGAUCCAAAGGAAGCUGACAUCAUCUGGGUAAGCAUGCAAGUAGAUUCAGAAGUAAAGAAUGCUGUAGGGCUCACAGACCAACAAUACACAAACCAAUUUCCUUUUGAAGCUUGCCUGGUCAUGAAGCACCACCUUGCGGAGACCGUCCACAAGGCUUGGGGCUCACCUGAAUGGCUUCAACCUACAUAUAACCUGGAAACCCAUUUGUCUCCACUCAUUGGUGAUUAUUGUGUGAGGAAACGAGAUGGCAUGGACAAUUUAUGGAUCAUGAAGCCUUGGAACAUGGCGAGAACAAUCGAUACCACAGUUACUGGUGAUUUGUCUGCUAUCAUCAGACUUAUGGAGACAGGCCCCAAGAUAUGCCAAAAAUAUAUUGAACGCCCUGCACUUUUCCAAGGAAGGAAGUUUGAUCUUCGGUACAUUGUUUUAGUCCGUAGUAUCCGCCCUUUGGAAAUAUUUCUGUCUGAUGUUUUCUGGGUUAGGUUAGCAAACAAUCAGUACACUUUGGAGAAGACUAGCUUUUUUGAGUACGAGACCCAUUUCACUGUGAUGAAUUAUAUCGGAAGGAUGAAUCAUAUGAACACACCAGAGUUCGUCAAGGGGUUCGAGAAGGAGCACCAAGUUAAAUGGCUGGACAUUCAUGAAAGCGUACGAUCUACCAUACGCCGUAUCUUUGAGGCGGCCGCAGCUGUCCAUCCUGAGAUGCAGAACCCAUUCUCCAGGGCCAUCUACGGUGUAGAUAUUAUGCUUGACAACAGAUUCAAACCAAAGGUUUUAGAGGUGACAUACUGUCCAGACUGCGGGAGGGCAUGCAAGUAUGACACGCAAGCUCUGGUAGGAAGCCAGGAUACCAUCAGAGGCCGUGAUUUUUUCAACUCGGUGUUUGGCUGCCUCUUUCUUGACGAGCAAACGCAUGUAUUGCCCUUAUAGGCAUCCGCCCCAGAGGCGGCUGCUGUAACAUCAGGUUUUAUCAUAAUAACGUGACAUAUGUAUAA
Zea mays is the source of this 2712-nucleotide messenger RNA. Its product is annotated as tubulin--tyrosine ligase-like protein 12. NCBI's taxonomy places the organism in Eukaryota, Viridiplantae, Streptophyta, Magnoliopsida, Poales, Poaceae. The record is from RefSeq and is marked provisional. Gene Ontology annotation, cellular component: cytoplasm. Gene Ontology annotation, biological process: protein modification process.